AUGCGGAGGUUGCGGGCGCUUGUUCCCGUGACUGUCCCGGAGCCUGGAACAACCCCUCGGCGUCCCGACCAUCUUAUCACUAUCUUCCGUUUGCUUCUCCGCACCGCUAAUGCAUUGAGCAAAACGACGACCGUCCCUCAGUUUGAGAAAUCUCUCUACGACCUUAUUAAAGGUCUAAGAAACCACAAGGGAGCCGAGGAAGAUUAUAUACAGGAUAGCCUCCGAGAAUGUAAGGCCGAAAUCAAGUCGCAAGACAUGGAUAAGAAGGCCACGGCCUUGUUGAAGUUGAUAUAUCUGGAGAUGUUCGGGUAUGAUAUGUCUUGGGCUUCGUUCUACGUGCUGGAAGUCAUGUCGUCUACGAAAUACCUACAGAAGCGAUCGGGCUACCUAGCGGCUGUCCAGAGCUUCCGACCCGACACUGAAGUCUUGAUGCUGGCUACGAAUCUCUUGAAGAAGGACUUAGUGUCCUCGAAUAUACCAAAUAUGUCGUUGCCCCUCAUAACGCUGCCAAACAUCAUCACACCUUCACUCGCCAUGUCUCUGCUUCCCGAUGUUCUCUCUCGAAUCUCUCACUCCCAUGCCGCGGUCCGUAAGAAGGCAGUUGUGUGUCUAUAUCGAUUAUCUCUUGUCUAUCCCGAAUCUCUGAAGCUGGCAUGGCCAAAAUUAAAGGAUCGUCUUAUGGACGACGAAGAAGACGGGAGCGUCACGACAGCUGUCAUAAAUGUGGUGUGCGAGCUUGGAUGGCGAAGGCCUCACGAUUUUCUUCCUCUGGCACCAAGGUUUUUCGAGUUACUGGUGGAUAGUGGGAACAACUGGAUGGCCAUUAAGAUAAUCAAGCUGUUUGCAACUUUAACCCCUCUGGAACCGCGAUUGAUUCGAAAACUUCUACGCCCCCUGAUGAACAUAAUUCAAUCUACAACCGCCAUGUCCUUGCUUUAUGAAUGUAUCAAUGGCAUCAUCCAAGGAGGGAUCCUGGAUGGUGACGGGGCUCUUGAAGAAAAGGACGAGAUCGCCAGUUUAUGUGUUGGAAAGCUCCGGGGGAUGAUAGUCACAGACUCUGAUCCAAACUUCUCAGUGAAAUAUGUUGCUCUGUUGGCUUUCAACCGGAUCGCGGUUUCGUACCCUUUUCUGGUGUCGGUACACCAGGACGUGAUCAUGGACUGUCUUGAUGACCCCGACAUUUCAAUUCGGCUACAAGCUCUUGAACUUGCAGUCCGAAUGGUCACAAGUGAUACUCUGGAAUCGAUUGUGCAUCGUUUACUAUCCCAGCUUCAGUACACACGCCAAAACACAGACGGCAACCGCACAGACAUUCAUAUGGCCGAGGCUCUGGAGGAAGAGGAUCGAAGGCACUCGAAUACCCCGUCUACCGUUCUACCAUACAACUACCGGAUCGAGGUCAUUCACCGGAUCCUGGACAUUUGCUCCAACAACAACUACUCGGAGUUGCCUGAUUUUGAAUGGUAUGUGGACGUUUUAGUACAGCUGGUGAAGCUGCUUCCUUCGGAUGGUGCAGAAUUACCAAGCAACGGCGUUGCAUAUCAUCAGGCGAAUAACCAGCGAGGGAGCAUAGCCUCCCGAGUCGGAUCGGAGCUGCGCAAUGUAGCGGUUCGUGUCAGGGACGUUCGAAUGGAGGCAACCAGGGCUGCCGAAUCGCUCAUUGUAAACGAGAACACAGAAGCUAUAUGCCCUGCCAUGUCUGGUUCGAAUGACAGUCUUUUAGGACCUGUCGCAUGGAUUGUGGGUGAAUACGCAGAGUAUCUCUUAUCUCCCGGGCAAACACUUCAGUCAUUGAUGGAUCUUUCACGCAUGAAUUUAUCUGCAAGCACAACGUCGCUCUGUCUGCAAGCAUUGCCCAAAGUCUUGGUGGAACUCAUCACUGGGAAGGGACAGGGGUGGGAUACACAGCGGAAGGGUGAAAUCUCGCUUUUGUUGGCACGCAUUAUCGAAGUGCUGGAAACGUUGGCAUCGAAUCCUGAUCUAGAUGUACAGGAGAGGGCGACUGAAUUCUUGGAAGUCAUGCGACUGGCAGCAGACGCGAUCCAGUCGCACGUACAUGAAAUGGAUCAGAUGCCACUCCUCCUUACCUCUGCGCUACCAAGCCUGUUCUACGGUCUUGAACUGAACCCGGUGUCCGUGAGCGCCCAGAAAAAGGUGCCCUUGCCCGAGCAGAUCACCCUCGAUGACCAGUUCAACGAGAAUCUUCGAGAACUGUUCAGGGAUCAAGAUAACACUGCGUUGGUGCUGGACGCCCAGGUGCGCUUGCAAGACUUCUAUUACAUCCGAGAGCCAUCACUCUCCAGCAAACCGAUCGAAUCGAUCCAGCUCGAUAUCCAACCGGACUCCUACCAGAACCUAGCGGAUAAUUUCAUGGAUGACGGAGCGGCUGGGGCGAGACGAAAGGCUGUGCGCAAAGAACGCAAUCGAGAAGACCCUUUUUACAUUGGGACAGGGGAGGACUCCUCGGGCACGUCGACGCCUUUCCAUCAAGCUUUCACUGCCGCCAAUGGGUCCGAACUGGACAUCGACUCCAUCCCCAUCAUCGACCUCAAAUUGAACGACGUCGAAAGCUAUCGCAAGCCUUCACUGGCGCCCCAUGAGAACCGUAAGCACGGGAAGUCCCGUCCCAAACGAUACAAUAUCAUCGCCGAUGAGGUGAUCGGCCAGGACGAGACGGGCAGUUUGGAGACGUCGGGUGGGCCUAGUAAAUCGAAAAAAUCGCUCCUUGAGGUGGACUCGAGUGGCUUAGGGCGCCUUUCUUUGCGAGAAGAGGCGGAUUCUUCACCAGGGACUGGGGCCUUCCCCAGUGCAGCCGCGCAUGACACGGAGAUGGCACUAGCGAUGCAAGAAGUCGAGAGGGCGCGACUUGAGAUGCAAAGAGCUUCCGAACGAGUCCAAGCGAAGGAUAUCCCCGCAGAGGGGACAUUGGUGAAAAAGAAGCGGAAGGUCAAGAAAGCGAAAGGUGACGAAGCGCGACCGACGGACCCACAAAACCCCGAGGUUUUAUCGAAGAAGAAGAGGACCAGGAAGCCGGCAACGUCAUAG
This is a messenger RNA of Aspergillus terreus NIH2624, 3045 nucleotides long. RefSeq names its product putative AP-3 complex subunit delta. Gene Ontology annotation, cellular component: AP-3 adaptor complex; endosome membrane; membrane coat. The transcript has 6 exons. NCBI's taxonomy places the organism in Eukaryota, Fungi, Ascomycota, Eurotiomycetes, Eurotiales, Aspergillaceae. Bases 1 to 3045 code for a protein of 1014 amino acids. Gene Ontology annotation, biological process: protein targeting to vacuole; Golgi to vacuole transport. The record is from RefSeq and is a predicted model, not a curated record.